GGGGUCCGCCUGUUUUACAGUAUUCUUCAAGGACAGCCCUACUUUUCUGUGGAGAGAACAACAGGACUUUAUCAUAUGAAUAUCUCUGAGGCAGCACCCAUAGGAACCAUUGUAGGCAAAAUCUUGGCAGACGAUGGUGACAUAGGAGAUAAUGCAGCAAUGAAGUAUGAAAUAGAAGGACAUGCCUCUCACAUCUUUGACAUUGAUACUAACAAUGAGACUCAAGAAGGAAUUGUCAUAUUAAAGAAGAGAGUAGAUUACGAGAACAGAAGUAGAUAUGAAAUUACAGUCAAAGGUGUCAACAGACACAUAGAUGAGCGUUUUCUACAAGAUGGGCCAUUUGAAGACUCAGCUAUACUUAAGAUCAGUGUGGAGGAUGCUGAUGAACCUCCAGUUUUCACCUCAAAGGAAUAUGCGAUGGAAAUUUCUGAAGGGGCUGUGGUUGGUUCAUUUGUAGGGACUGUGAGUGCUAGAGAUCCAGAUAAUGCCAACAGUCCGAUCAGGUAUUCUAUUGUCCCCAGCAAGUAUUUAAAUAGACGGUUCAGCGUCAAUGCACACAAUGGAACAAUCAUUGUAACUAAACCGCUGGACCGAGAGAUAGCACCUUUGCAAUAUUUAAUCGUUACAGCCACUGAAUCAAUGAACCCCAAACAAAUAUCAAAUGUGAAUGUUUCUAUCCAAGUUGUUGAUGUUAAUGAAUAUUGGCCAGAACUCUCUGAAUACUAUGAAAUAUAUGUGUGUGAAAAUGCAAAAUUUGGACAGCUCAUUCAGACCAUCAGUGCAGUGGAUAAAGACAAUCCUAUGGAAAAUCACCACCAUUUCUCCUUCUUCAGUUUGGCUGAAGCCACAAACAGCUCCAGUUUUGCAGUCAAAGAUAAUCAAAAUAAUACAGCAGGAAUUCUUACCAGAAGCAAUGACUUCCAUCGUCAAGAGCAGUCUGUUUUUGCCUUGCCAAUCCUAAUUGCUGACAAUGGCAUUCCAUCUCUCACCAGCACAAGCACCUUAACAGUCUUUGUGUGUGACUGUGAUACUGAAGCCAAUCUCAGGUUCUGUAGAUAUGGAGCCCUGGGCAUUAGUGUGGAAGCAUUUGUUGCUAUUGUGGCUUGUACUUUAAUUAUAUUAGUGUUUGUUCUGGCAAUUCUGGCCUUCAGGCAGCAGAGGAAACAAUCUCUAUUUCAUGAGAAAGGCGAAGAGUUCAGAGAGAACAUUGUUAAGUAUGAUGAUGAAGGAGGUGGAGAGCAAGACACCAAGGCCUUUGAUAUGGCAACGCUGAGGAACCAAUCAGUCCUGAGGGAGCACAAGCCUCGAAGAAACGUAACAACACAAAUUCAGAGCCUUUACAGGCAAUCUCUGCAAGUCGGCCCUGAGAGUGCUGUAUUCCGGGAAUUUAUUUCUCAAAAGCUAGAAGAAGCCAACUCAGAUCCAGAUGUUCCCCCUUAUGAUUCCCUUCAGACUUACGCUUUCGAAGGAGAUGGGUCAGUGGCUGGAUCUCUUAGCUCACUGGGAUCGAGUUCAUUUGAUCUGGAUGUAAAUUAUGAAGACUUUGUUCAAUUGGGCUUCAAGCAGUAAAACAGUGUGCAUAGAUCUGUAAAUAAUGCAUAAUAACAACAACAACAACAACAACAUUCGAUUUAUAUACCAUCCUUCAGGACAACUUAAUGCCCACUCAGAGUGGUUUACAAAGUAUGUCGUUAUUAGGGAAUAGAAACAACAUAACUGGAGAAAGAGUUAAAAAAACAGUAUGGCUCCCUUAUUCUAUCAAAGCAGUGGGGGGAAGGAACCUAAGGGAAGUAGAAAGCAAGCACUUUUGAAAUACAGCACAUAGUUUAUUUCUCCUGCUGCACAGAAUGAGGUCAGGAUUAGGAAACAGUGUCACACUGUACCUACUGCUAAAGCAACAUUUUCUGUACUUCAGCAUGUAUGGGACUCUCACAUUUUGAAAAGGAUUGACUAGCUACUGGUACUGGGCUGAAAAGUCUGUAUUGUGAGCACUGGAAAAAAUGAGGCAAGUUAUUUGUAAAAACGUUGUACAAUUUAAGCCUCCCAACUAGUUACAUAGCUGUUAUCAUUACAAUAACUGUAAACUAAAGAUUUAAUAUAAAUAUGUUUUAUAACAGAAACAUAAUUUUGUAUUACUUUAGUAUAAGCUAUGGAUCACUUUAGAAACAUGGAAAACCUGGAUGGAAAAAUCAGAACAAAAUGUAAUAUGUCUCUGAGACAAAUUUUAGGAAUGUUUUCUCAAAACUCCAUUAUCUGUUAUGUCCACCAUUUUAUCUUGGCUUUUAUCCUACAUUUGUUCAGGUAUGCAUGUGAUUUGGAUCUUGUUUGUUGUUUCAGAGUUCCAAUAUACUUCAGGAAAACAAAAGUAUUUAUUUUCAGUUAUGCUCAUAUUCAAAUAAAGGUAAUUUAUCAAUGCUAAAAUAUAGUUUUCUGAAACAGCCAACAUUUAUUUUCAA
Molecule: messenger RNA, 2456 nt
Organism: Eublepharis macularius
Lineage: Eukaryota; Metazoa; Chordata; Lepidosauria; Squamata; Eublepharidae
Gene: CDH19
Product: cadherin 19
Exons: 8
Coding region: 76-1569 (497 amino acids)
Biological process (GO): adherens junction organization; cell-cell junction assembly; homophilic cell-cell adhesion
Cellular component (GO): catenin complex; adherens junction; membrane
Molecular function (GO): cadherin binding; calcium ion binding
Source: RefSeq, a predicted model, not a curated record